Messenger RNA from Fusarium coffeatum, 1041 nucleotides. RefSeq lists its product as uncharacterized. The coding region runs from base 1 to 1041 and encodes 346 amino acids. Gene Ontology annotation, molecular function: NAD binding; glyoxylate reductase (NADPH) activity; hydroxypyruvate reductase [NAD(P)H] activity. The record is from RefSeq and is a predicted model, not a curated record. NCBI's taxonomy places the organism in Eukaryota, Fungi, Ascomycota, Sordariomycetes, Hypocreales, Nectriaceae. Gene Ontology annotation, cellular component: cytosol. The transcript has a single exon.
AUGUCAGCUGACGAAAAGCCUACGAUUCUCCAUAUUGGAGAUCCGAUUAAAUACAAUCAUGAACUUUACGAGAAGCUUGAAGCGAAAUUCACCAUUAUUCGACCUUCAGCAGAAGAACGCCAGCGUGGCCCGUUUAUAGAAGCCCUUCGACAGAAGAAAUGGGGUGACUUUCAAGCCGUCAUGCGCCCAUUCUGGAUCACAGGUGGUGAAAUGGGACGCUGGGACCGGGAAUUGAUUCCGCUUUUGCCCAAGUCGGUCAAAGUGUAUGCAUCGGCUGGGGCUGGCUAUGACUGGGCUGAUGUCGAUGUCAUGGCCGAAGCGGGCAUUCUAUACUGCAAUGGUGCAGCGGCAUCUUCUGAGGCAGUUGCUGACAUGGCACUUUAUCACAUUAUCUCUGUCUUUAGAAAUAUGCAGUGGUCUAACAUGGCGGCUAGAGGGAGCGAGGAGGAGUUCAGAGAUGCUCAUGCUCAUACCCAGCUCACAGCAUACAACCCCCGUGGUCAUACACUCGGUAUGAUUGGGUUGGGCAACAUCGGGUAUCAGAUUGCCCUCAAAACUUACAAGGCACUGGGCAUGCGCAUCGCCUACCACGAUCCUUUUCCAAAGUCACCAGAGCAAGAAGCCGUCAUUGAGGCAAAACACUAUGCAAAACUCGAAGACAUGCUGGCAAUCGCCGACUGUGUUGUGAUCGCUGCCCCGGGCGCGGGUGGAAAGAAGAUUCUAGGACGAGACGAGAUUGCCAAAAUGAAGAAGGGAUCACGACUGGUCAAUAUCGCACGAGGUAGUUUGGUGGAUGAAGAAGCUGUCGCCGAUGCGAUGGAUUUGGGACAUCUGUUUGCGGUGGGACUGGACGUCUUUGAAGAUGAGCCAAGACCGAAUCCGAGAUUACAGAAGAUGAGGAAUGCUUCAUUGACGUGUCAUACGGCUGGUGGUGCGUUGGAUACUUCAAUUGGGUUCGAGAGGUUGGCUAUGGAGAAUGUUAUGGCUGUGCUUGAGGGCAAGGAGCCAAUUACACCGGUUAAUAAGCACCUAUUCAAGUAG